AUGGAAAAAAGAAGUAUCAGCGGAAGGGACAUCCUAAGAAUGGAUGGUCUUUUGCCACCAAGUCGACGCUUGCCUGUCUGUGAUGCAGUGACUUCACCAGACAAAAAGAAAGAAAAAAAGUGGUCAAUUGGUGGAAUCUUAAAAAGAAUAUCAUCAAUCAGAGAUUAUGAUAGUUCCUCUAACGAUGAAGAAAUAGUAUAUUGUACAAGGCAACCAAGAACUCGCACAGUGUUUAAUCGAAAGUCACAUAAUGUUAUUCUUCAUCCAGUUGAAAAGAAUUCACAUCAGCAUUUAAAUAACGAUAAUCUAAAUGAUACUGCUACAAAAUCAAUGGAUACAGCAAGUUUACAGAGGGAUUCUGUACAUUCCCAUAGCAGUGAUGGAUCAUUAGAUGGAUUAAGUAAAAAAGCAAGAAAAAGUAAACUAAAGGCUCGAAUAGAAGCAAAGCGGGAUCGUAUUUGUGCAGACAGUAGUUCAGAUGAAGAAUCACGCAAAUCUUGUAAUUCACUUACAAGAUAUCAAAAUGACUCUGCUAUGCAGAGCACACAAAAGAAUGGUUCUUUCAACAGAAGAAGUCGUGCUGCACGUACAGAACGUUAUAUAAAACGUUUAUCCAGGGAUGAGGGCAACAAAUUUACAGAAAAUUUGAACAAUAUUGCAAACAAACGUAGCAGUCUUGACUUUAUGAACGAAGAACAAUCAUCAGUGGCUAUGAAUGCGAAUGAAUUAUGUCGAUCUUCACAACAGUCACCACGUUUUAACAAUUACUCUAACAGCAAUACUUUUCCUGUUCAAAGAUCUGUUGAAAAUAUCAGACAAUCUGGGAUGGUUGCAUCCAAUUAUCAAGCUAAAUCAUCUACCGAUCUCACAAAACAUCCCACAGGCCAAUACAUUACAGAUUUAAUGCAAAAUAAUACAUAUGCAAAACCAAAUGUUUUGCACAAAAGUAGGAAUUAUGCGAAUCAAGAGGAAAAUAAUUAUAUUUUCAAUUCGUCCACGGUUAGUACAAAUUAUGCCGAUCUUUACGAUUACACUAGAAAUCGUCAGUUUGCAAGUCGAAGUUCCUCUCCGCCUGAACCCCCACCAAGAGACCCCCGUUGCCGACUUUUUACUUACGGCUGUAAUUCCUUUCCAUUUAAUGGAAAAUAUCGUGUAACAAGGUACAACGAUAGCUUACGUACAAAAAUGAACGAUAUUCACGAAGUGACAAAAGAUCAUUUGAAAAGCAUAAGAUCCUACGAUUCGAAUAAUGAGAUCAGUUGGUGUGGAUCGACCAAAGAGUGUCCACGACGUCCAUUGUCUCUGACCAUGACUUCGACACAAUCUUGCAAUUUAUCAGAAUGUACGAAUAAUAGACACAAUUCAACCGGUAAACAUAUGAACAAGCCAAUAUCUAAGGAAACAGAAGCAAUGAAGUGUCAGAGGAGGAACCAUCGCAACGAUCAGCUAACAUCAAGCUUUAAAAACUACGAUAAUAAGAUACGUGAAAAUAGAUCAUCCACUACUUACAUUAAAAAUAUGCGCAAUAAUUCUGCCUCACCUACUUAUAAUAAGUCUUUAGAUUCUUCCCAUACGAGGUCACCGAUCAGACAAAUUACACGGGAAGAUACUUAUAACCUACUAAAUGAUACAUCUGUAGCGAAUAUAAGAGCGGAAAAGAAGGAAGAAAAACAAGUAACAAGUGAACAGGAUGCGUUAGAAAGGAAAAGAAGUUCCAAGAACUUAGAGGAAGCACUGUCUGAAUUAGAAGCAAUAUACAACAGUCUUCGUCUUGGAGACGAAGAUCUCCUUGAUCGGGCGGAACGACGCAGCAUGGAGGAAUUUAGUCUGCGUCAAGCAAAAACCACCGUAGUUCCUCUUAUUUCCGAAGAUUCAGCAGAUCGAACGAAAGACGAUAUGGCUUAUAGACGAAUGCACCCAAAGGAGAGACCCACAUCGUUGUCGGAAGUGGUCGGGCAAUCCGCGCUCUCUGAUAUCAGUUACCUGAUAGCCUCGCCCAUCUUGUCACGCAAAGACGCAACCGAUGAUUAUCUAUACACGACGAAUUAUCCGUCACGCCGAGACGAGCCUGAUGUGACACGCGACGAUGUAGUUUACAGGAGCAUUCAUCAUUCUAACAACACGUUGAAAGUGAUCGAGCCUCAACCGCCGUUUGGAAUACCUUUAGGGCCGGUGACGGCUGCCACUGAAAGCGACUACUUACACACCACACCAACUAAGCCAGAUCAUCCUCGUUCGCCGUACAUACCGCAGUGCGAGCCUGACAUUGUUACAGACGACUUGGCCUAUCGAACACUCAGGAAGGAUGCCAACACGGCGAAGAGCCCUGUUGAAAGUAAAAACAGCAUCGUCAGGGAUCAGAAAACCACUUUUGGUACGAAAAAGAAACAAGCGGUUAGAUCUUUGUCCGCCAAUUUGUAUGGUUUAAUUAAUCACGAUACGAUUCAUCUUCGAAGGGAGCCAAGUCUCCAGGAAAUCAAGGAUGAGAUGAGUAACACGAUAAUAAAUAUUAAGUCGUUACCUAUACGAACUGAUAGGCGCGUGGUAAGCGAUGGUGAACUUUCUGAUUACGACACACGAUGGCGUACUGAUAGUUUAUUGAAAAGCACUAAAACCGAUAUAAAUGGCAAUCAUCCAGUCACGAGUGUGCACAGGAAAAAAUUGCGUGUUUACGUUUCGCCGUCGACUAAGGUACAGAGUACUGAGGACAAAAACGAGGAGGACGCGAAAGCACAUAAUUCCAUGGAAUCUAAUGAUAUACUGUCGAAGGCUUUGAAUAAUGAAUUUUGGCAGGAUUGCGUGCAGACAAAAUUCAACGAGUCGUCCAAUCAAGAUACAGAAUUUGAUUUUAUGGCGUACAGCCGUUUAUGCCAAGACUUAGUCAAUUUGAUUGAGGGGCAGAAUGAUACGGACGUGAAACCGACUGAGGAAAUAGUUGAUGUUCGUUCAGAACUUUCUGCAAAAAUAGAUGCUUUAAACGAUAGUCAUGAAACAGACGAAUCCUCGGUUUUGCGUAUUCAGUCUUUAGGUAGUCAUUAUUCGGAGAACAAUGAUGUGAAUGGUAAGGAAAAUACAGACAAAGAAGAUGUAGAGAAACUAACGGAAUCCCUUGUUAAUCCUGAGAAUGAAGAUUCCGAGAAGACUGACGAUAAUACGUUCGACUUCUAUCUUCGUGUCGCAGACGAAAAUGUUAAACUAAUUGCGGAGGCGUUCAGCAGCGUGGCGGAUCACUUACGCGAUAGUCGUUUAAGCCAGAAGAAUUCGCUGACGUCGCACCGUUCUGAAAUAGAAACCGAUAGUACGGCGCCCAACACUAGUACACGUAGCUCCAUUACUUACAGUCAAGACGACACGAACGACGACUUGUCUAGUUCAUCAAGAACCACCGAUCCGUUGAAUGUAGUUCCUAAAGGAGAUACAACGAUAACUUUGAAAGAGGACCACAAUGUAGUGGAAACAGAAGAGGUGAAAAAUGAUUCGCAUAUUGACCCAGAACUCGAUCUGACCAAAGCAGUUCAUGAUUUACAGUUAGCAGCCGCGAGUUUAUGCAAGCAUGAAAAGGAAAUUGAAGAACUAGAGGCGUUACUGAAAAAGGACACAAGCAAUAAUGUUUCUUGUGCUAGUAACAUUGCGGUUAAGGAAGUUAAACCCUCGUUAAACAUUGAAAACAAUUUGGUGUUGCUGAACGACAAGGAACAAGAACGUAAUCAAGAAGAAACUGUAAUAUCGACCGAUGUUAAAUUACAGAGUAAUGAACGCGAUUCAAAUAGCGAAGGUGAGAGUACAGAAUGCAAGAAUAUUUGUGAACCAUCUGACAUCGCUCGUUCGACUGAAUUUCGUAUGUCUUAUGUUACUAACAUCAUAACCGUACUGAUAACUACAUACUCUAUGGUUUUGUUGGCUUGUUUUCUUGCACUGCUUUUAGCAUCUGUAGCAGCACCAUGACUGGCCUCUUAACGACAAAUGUCUUAAUGCAUUUUGUGAUUUCUCGAAGGUUUGAUUCGAUGCGUUAUCAUUAUAUUCGAGGCUAUUAUUAUUUGAAUC
This is a messenger RNA of Habropoda laboriosa, 4044 nucleotides long. RefSeq lists its product as uncharacterized. Bases 1 to 3945 code for a protein of 1314 amino acids. Lineage: Eukaryota; Metazoa; Arthropoda; Insecta; Hymenoptera; Apidae. The transcript has a single exon. The record is from RefSeq and is a predicted model, not a curated record.